AUGUAUGUGCACUUGCUUGCCACUCACAACGGGAAGGAAACUACACCGAACAGUUUGAUGGAAUCAACAAAGAAGCUCUUUGAAGAGGCUGCAAACAUCACAGUGCCAUUGGACGCCAAGGUGCCCGAAGCCAUCGACGUGCAACUUGGGCAGACAACUGUAGCCAGGAAGUUGAAGGGGUUGAUCCUCACAAACCUAUACGCUCCCACCACCAUGGGGAAAAUCCCUGAAAUUCUUCACGCGACAUUCAAGGGUGAAUGGACACGAAUCAUGGAAGAGCCCCAAACCGAUAUCUGGGGUCCGUGGAACUUGGGCAGGCACUCAAUGUUUGCCAUAUCCUGUGGAGAUUCACCAUUCCGCGUCGAGUCGGUAGAUGAUCUCUAUUCUAUUGUUCAAGCUAGCUUGGCUGAGAACUCCUUUGCCGACUACUCAGCUAUGCGCCGUCUCGCCUGUACUAGAUGGCCGUUCAAAGCUUCAGAAAUCCUUGACGCCAACAAGAUUUUAAAUGUGAAGACUUCCAAGCCGAUCCUCUUCACUAAUACUCGAUACGACCCUGUCACUCCUCUUGUGGGUGCAUAUACAUCUGCUUCUCGAUUCAGAGGAAGCGGAUUUCUUCUCCAUGAUGGAGUUGGUCACGGUGUCAUGAACCACCCAUCCAAGUGUAUCAUUCAAACUAUCAGAAAGUAUUUCGAUGACGGGACGCUUCCUCCGACGGGUACCAUCUGCAAACCAGGAUUGGAAUAA
Clonostachys byssicola is the source of this 744-nucleotide messenger RNA. The record is from the annotation of a GenBank genome assembly. Lineage: Eukaryota; Fungi; Ascomycota; Sordariomycetes; Hypocreales; Bionectriaceae.